Messenger RNA from Trematomus bernacchii (emerald rockcod), 2463 nucleotides. RefSeq names its product 6-phosphofructo-2-kinase/fructose-2,6-bisphosphatase 4-like. Gene Ontology annotation, cellular component: cytosol. The record is from RefSeq and is a predicted model, not a curated record. Gene Ontology annotation, molecular function: fructose-2,6-bisphosphate 2-phosphatase activity; ATP binding; 6-phosphofructo-2-kinase activity. Gene Ontology annotation, biological process: fructose 2,6-bisphosphate metabolic process; fructose metabolic process. The transcript is spliced from 14 exons. NCBI's taxonomy places the organism in Eukaryota, Metazoa, Chordata, Actinopteri, Perciformes, Nototheniidae. The coding region runs from base 56 to 1573 and encodes 505 amino acids.
CCCGGCAGCUGUGAGGAGAGCCGUGUCAUCUUCUCCAUCCCGCAGAGCAGCGCGGAUGAAACACCGGUCACACUCAGAGCAGCAUUCGGGGAAAAGGCCCCGUGUUCCCGCCGCGGCAGCCUCCACCUCCACCUCGCCUCAAGACGGCAUGGAGGACAAAACACCGUCCAAUCCGCGGGAACUCACCCAAAACCCCCUAAAGAAGAUAUGGAUGCCGUGUAAAAAUGGCCUUCCUGAAAAACACAUUUCUCAAAGAAAGGUAUGUAUGACCAACUGCCCCACGCUGAUAGUGACGGUGGGGCUUCCUGCCAGGGGGAAGACGUACAUCUCCAAGAAGCUGACCCGCUAUCUCAACUGGAUCGGAGUUCCCACCAGAGAGUUCAAUGUGGGGCAGUACAGGAGAGAGUUUGUGAAGAUCUACAAGUCCUUUGAGUUCUUCCGUCCAGACAACGAGGAGGGGUUAAAGAUCAGAAGACAGUGUGCCUCAGCAGCCUUGAACGAUGUGCGGCAGUAUCUCACAGAAGAAGGAGGCCAAGUGGCGGUUUUUGAUGCAACAAACACCACUAGAGAAAGAAGAGAAACCAUCAUCCAGUUUGCAGAGCAGAACGGGUUUAAGGUGUUCUUUGUGGAGUCUGUGUGUGAAGACCCAGAUGUCAUACAGGAGAACAUAGUGCAAGUGAAGCUAAGUAGCCCGGACUACGCCAACUGUAACACGGAGGAAGCGGUAGAGGAUUUCCUGAAGAGGAUCAAGUGUUAUGAAAACUCCUACGAGACGCUGGAUGAAGUCCUGGACAGGGACCUCUCCUACAUUAAAAUCAUGGACGUGGGUCAGCGGUACAUGGUGAACCGGGUGUUGGACCACAUCCAGAGCCGGAUCGUCUACUACCUCAUGAACAUCCACAUCACGCCGCGCUCCAUCUACCUGUGCCGCCACGGGGAGAGCGAGCUCAACGUCAACGGGCGAAUCGGGGGAGACUCGGGCCUCACACCGAGAGGGAAAGCAUUUGGGAAGAAGCUGAGCCAGUUCCUGGAGACGCAGGGCAUCAGCGACCUGAAGGUGUGGACCAGUCAGAUGAAAAGGACCAUCCAGACGGCCGAGGCUCUCAACGUGCCCUACGAGCAGUGGAAGGUCCUGAACGAGAUCGACGCAGGCGUGUGUGAGGAGAUGAUGUACGAGGAGAUCCAGGAUCACUAUCCUCUGGAGUUUGCUCUGAGGGACCAGGACAAAUACCGCUAUCGGUACCCCAAAGGAGAGUCGUACGAGGACCUGGUGCAGCGGCUGGAGCCGGUCAUCAUGGAGCUGGAGCGGCAGGAGAACGUUCUGGUGGUCUGUCACCAGGCCGUCAUGCGCUGCCUGCUGGCCUACUUCCUGGACAAGACGGCAGAGGAGCUGCCCUACCUGAAGUGCCCGCUGCACACCGUGCUGAAGCUGACGCCCGUGGCCUACGGCUGUAAGGUGGAGUCCAUCAGCUUAAACGUGGAAUCAGUCAACACACACAGAGAACGACCAGAGAAUGUGAACAUCCAUCGCUCGACUCAAGACGCCCUGCUCACCGUCCCCCCUCACCUCUGACAGAGAGACGCCCCUCACCUCUGACAGAGAGACCCCUCCCUGCCUCUCUAUGGACUGGUGGUCGUUUCACUUCUCCAUCGUUCAAAACCUGCCCUUAUGAUGUGCCACCUACUCCUUCAACCCCACUGCCCCACACACACACACACACACACACACACACACACACACACACACACACACACACACACACACACACACACACACACACACACACACACACACACACACACACACACCCUUAUAUCCUUCUUUUUUUUAUUUGAGGAAGCUUAACCUGAACAUAUCUUGUGUUUGAGCCUCAGUGUUUUUAUUUGCAAGCUACAAAGUCUGGCACUUCAAUCUACGUUAUUUAUCAAUCACAGAUUCUUUGUUGCUAUAUUCAGUGAUAUUGUGCAGCAGUGGAAUUCAAUCUGAAGGGUGAAGUAUUAAUUAUGUUGUUUUAUCUAAUGAUACACAUGAUGCAAUCCUUGUUUAAUGUGACGUGUCUUCAGUUGUAACGUGCAAGGUAUAAAACCCUAAAGAAUCGAUACAAAGCUUUUGAUUAUGUUGUGACUUAAUGAAGAAAUAAAUGGUGAUUCUCACUGUUGUUAAAAACAAACUUAACAUUUUAUACAGGUGGGUUAAUUAUAUUUAAAUGAAAUGGUAUUGAAAAUGCAAUAUUAGCUCAAAGCUUUAUAUCUCAUGACUUGUAAAUGUGUUAUUUUUAUAAACCGACCUGUUGUCAUCUUUGUCAUUAUGGGUUUAACUCUUAGGGCUGCACUGAUGAUCAUUUUCAAUUGCUAUUAAUCUGCCUGUACUUUAAGCAACAACGUUUCUUUGUCCUACCGACUGUCUAGGAAUAUAAGUAUUCAGUGUGCAAUAAUAAAUAAUAAAGACAGAAUCACACUUGA